UUGACUGCAAACCCAUCCGCUGUGCAGGAGAAGGGUUUUCUAGCACAAUGAUUGGAAGACUGGCCGCUCUGAUUCUUCUUGGUACAGUGUAUCUGAUUCAAACUGCAGAGGUUCCUCAACAGGUCUCUUUGACUUUGGUUGAACUUGGUGGAAAUGUUACGUUGUGGUGUCCAGUUUUCAGAGAAGGAUACUUUUACUGGUACAAGCAGACUUUGGGACAUAUGAUCCAAACAGUUGCUACAGUAACUUUCACUGGACAGAAACUUAGUCUGCAAUUGAACAACACACGUUUCAAAGUCACAGGAGGGAAGACUCAGUAUUCUCUUACCAUCAGAAAUAUAACCAAAGAGGACGAAGCAACAUAUUUCUGUCUCAUUGGAACAGCGUAUGGACAAAGUUUUGUCAACGUCACCUUCUUGGCUGUUAAAGAUCGUAAGCAGCAGAGAUCUUUCUACGUGAAACAAAGUCCGCUCACUGAGUCGGUCCAGCCGGGCGACUCGGUGACUCUCCAGUGUUCACUUGUCUCCAGGAACAAAGAAGACAGAGUCCAGUGUCCAGGUGAACACAGUGUGCACUGGUUCAGAUCUGGAUCAGGAGAAUCUCAUCCAGGCUUCAUUCACACUCACAGUGAUGCUCAAGAAGAAAGAAGUUGUGACUUCAGUCUGUCCAAAACUAUACACAACUCCUCUGAUACUGGGACCUACUACUGUGCUGUGGCCACAUGUGGAGAGAUCCUGUUUGGUGAAGGAACCCAAGUGGACACAAGACGCUGACAGAGAUGCAGUUAACUAUGCAGCACUGAAUUUCUCCAAAAGAAAAGUGCC
Cyclopterus lumpus (lumpfish) is the source of this 824-nucleotide messenger RNA. RefSeq lists its product as uncharacterized. Lineage: Eukaryota; Metazoa; Chordata; Actinopteri; Perciformes; Cyclopteridae. The transcript has 4 exons. Gene Ontology annotation, biological process: response to bacterium. The record is from RefSeq and is a predicted model, not a curated record. The coding region runs from base 48 to 773 and encodes 241 amino acids.